AUGGGGCUCCGGCUCAAAGCCAGACACAAACACACCAGGUCCCAACGACAAUGCGUCCUCGAAACAAGCCCAACCACCCCCUCCAUCUCCCCCUCCGAACCAUCAACACAACUAGCCCAACCACCCAAACCACAAGAUAACACCAACCUCAAACUCUUCGCCGGAGGAGUGGCAUUCUUCGCGUUCUCAGUAUUCAUCACCCGAAGAGCCCACAUCAAAAAGCGCAUCGCCGCCAUCCCGCCAUACUACACAUCCUCAACCUACUACCAGCCCAAUUUCAACGGCGCGAUGGAUUCAUUCGAAGCGCUCAGCCUUGCCACGAUCAAUGUUAUGUCCUUUGGAAUGAUGACUACCGGUGGUAUCAUGUGUAUGCUCAAUGUCAAUGGGAUCGAUGAUAUGCGGCGGAUCAUGCGGGGUGGAUUAGAAGGUGCUGCUCAGGGCAAGUCGGAUGAGGAGCUUGAGAAGGAGGUUACAGAUUGGGUUGCGAGCGUGUUUGGAGAUCGCUUUGAGAAACAGCUUGAAGUUGAGAAGGCGAAGAAGCGUGAGCUGGAGGCAAAGAAGGAGUAA
Molecule: messenger RNA, 567 nt
Organism: Penicillium cosmopolitanum
Lineage: Eukaryota; Fungi; Ascomycota; Eurotiomycetes; Eurotiales; Aspergillaceae
Exons: 1
Coding region: 1-567 (188 amino acids)
Cellular component (GO): mitochondrion
Source: RefSeq, a predicted model, not a curated record